Molecule: messenger RNA, 1042 nt
Organism: Camelina sativa (false flax)
Lineage: Eukaryota; Viridiplantae; Streptophyta; Magnoliopsida; Brassicales; Brassicaceae
Source: RefSeq, a predicted model, not a curated record
AUUCCAUUUAACCCAAUCAAUUAACGCCACGGGGAUAAUUCUCUUUUUAUUUUCUCCUUCACCCAAUCAUCAAACGCCACGUGGAUAUCUCUCUGUUCUUAUUUCACACACGCUUCGUUCUCAUCUUCUCUUCCUCUCUCUCACAUUUUUUGCUUUCGCCGGAGGAAAAAAGAUGGAGUCUUCAGCUUACGAGUUCGACUCGCUCACUGACUUACCACCUCUUCCAGAAGAGUACAAACCAACCGUCGUGGACUACUCACGAAGCUUCGAUUCCUUACCACCGUUCCCACCUUCCGAUUUCACUUUCUCCGACCACCACCACCAACACUACCUCGACUCGUCUCUCUCGCUUUCAGACUCGAUCUUCCUCGACUCAACUCUCUCUCUCCUCAACCGUCACCACCUCUCUGUUUCACCUCGUUUGGAGCAGAACCUCUUUUACGAGCCGAUUCGUUUCAAUCAGCUCUUUCCCAACAACGACGCACCGUUUCUUCACUUGCCAGAUCUCAAAUCCAUCGAACAAACCGUGGAAGAGCCGACACUGACGACGAUGGAGCUCUUUCCAUCUCUCUGCCCUCCUCCUCCAGCCGCGAAACGUCACAAGAAGCUUCACUCUUCUACUUCUUCAACAACCUCCGGAUCUCCGACGGCGUCUUCGUCUCACAACACCAACGACGGCGGUCGCAAACGUAAGACGAUCUCGAACAAGAUCAGAACACUGGAGAAACUCAUGCCGUGGGAGAGAAAAAUGAGUUUAGCGGUGAUUCUAGAAGAAGCUCACAAGUACAUUAAGUUUCUCCAAUCUCAAAUCGCUUCACUCCUUUGGAUGCCUCUUGACUCAGUCUACAACACCGCCGGAGAAGUUGGAGAAUCUGAUCUGCUUAAAUCUCUGACACGUCAACAGAUCCUACAGGUUCUUGCGAACUCGCCAGGUUCACGAAACCUGCUCUCCACUCACGGUCUUUGCGUCUUCUCUUACGAACAGCUUCUUACCCUUAAGGCUAUGACCAGAAACCUCUGAACCACACACACCAAAAAAAAC